AAAAGUGUGUUUAUAAUAGAAUUCUGCAAACACAAAACAACUCUCACUGAAUUCAAAAGAUUCCACUUGAAAACCCCAGUUAACGAAUCUUUGUGGUGAACCGAUUCAAAAUAUUCGAGUCACUGGAAUGAAUCAAAAUCCCCCUCCACGAGCAGUCAGUCAAAUGCGGGUGGAGUCUCCGGACCAGGGCUCUCCAUCCAAUCAGCGCGAGGCGGAUGUUUUAUAGCUGCUGUGUGCGCUUCACUUUUACACACUGCACAGGCGCCUGAUCCACUGAACUAUCAACAAGUGAGUUUCCAGACUUGGCAGGAGGGAUGUUAAGUGAAUGGAGCCCUCUUCACAUCCUUCUUCUGCUUUUGGCUUCUAAUUAAAACUUGGCUGUAGAACAUUUCCCUCUUAAAUGUUUAAUUGCCUUUCAGAUGUUGAUGGACUCGUUUGGAUUCUCUCCAGACACUUACAAUGACUUCAAACACCUGAAAAUUAUACAUCACUACUCCACAUGUGCUUACAAGGUGUUAAUAAGGAAAAACUCCGUUGUUGGAAUGACACCGUGACCUGUAAUGUUUAUUCAUUAAUUUUUCAAUAUGACUUGGAUUAACGAUGACUGUCCUUGAACUGUAGAGCAUUCAGAAAGUUAGAAGCUGGACAUGACUUUCCCUGGAGGGGCUCAUGCGUCAAGGAAAGUUUUCAUCCAUCAUAGCUGUCCCCUUAUCUUGAGAUUCUUUUUAGCUGUGAUUUGUUUGAGUGCAAUGUGUUUUGCGUGUCCCAAGAGUUGCCACUGCUCCGAGAGGAAUGGCUUGACAGUAGUGCAGUGUUCCUCUCGCAACCUAGAAGAGAUUCCCUCCAACCUUCCUCACGAUACUGUGUCGCUUCUUCUAUCCUCCAAUCACAUCACCAAAAUCCCAAACCAGGCUUUUAAAAACCUUCCCUGGCUCCAAGAGCUGGACUUGUCAUGGAACGCCAUCGAAACUGUGGAUGCUGGUGCUUUUCAAGGUGUCACGGAGAGCUUGCGGGUGCUCGACCUGUCUCAUAAUCACAUGCAAAGUGUCCCUAAGGAGGCCUUCGCUCGGCUGCAUGCCAAGAUCAACCUGUCCAACAACCCGUGGCACUGUGAGUGCACGCUUCAGGAGGUGUUGCGCGAACUCAGGCUGGAUCCCGAGACUGUGAACGAGGUGAGCUGCCACACCUCUGUUCAGGAAGAGUACGCGGGCAAGCCUGUCAUCCAGGUCUUGGAUUCGGGCAUAAACUUUUGUAACUUCCACCAUAAAACUACCGAUGUGGCCAUGUUUGUCACCAUGUUUGGUUGGUUCACGAUGGUUAUCGCUUAUGUCAUCUAUUACGUACGGCAUAACCAAGAAGAUGCUAGGAGGCAUCUGGAGUACCUCAAGUCUCUGCCAAGUACCUCCCAAAUUAGUAAGGACUUUGACACAAUCAGCACUGUUCUCUAGCAUCAGUCAAUGCAGUGUAGGAGUGAAUGUGUUUGGCACAUUGAUGAUGGCACAACAGCAAGCCUUAUAAGGGAGAGUGGGGUAAGAUGUGUCAUUUACUCAGUUUGUCCUCAAGGAAAGGAGAAAUGAGGAGUCAUUGAGAAACCCACAUUUGCUAGGCACAAACCGAAUCCAAAGUCUUAUUUUGCUGCGCAUUAUUGACAUUUUCAUAUGAAAAGAUUUAAUUUUCUGAAAAUGUUAAUUUAAGUAUUUUAUAAUAAUAGUAUUUUGCAUAAUUUGAAACAAAGCUUACCAAAUGCCAAACAUGCAUGAUAUGUAUCCUUUAUUUAUUUAUUUGCUUUGACAUUCAAUUCAUUUUGUCUGCUGCAGAAAAUUUACUUUGACAUGCAAAUUGAAAAACUCUUUUACAAUAUGCAGCUGCCUGAGAGAGAGAAUACUUUUUAAAUACUUGGCCCAGUUCAAUCAAUUGUAAGAGAAUGAUAGAUUAGCCACCGACACGUCUUGCACUACUCUUCCCAGGAUAUAGUCUUAUUAGAUUUAAUUGUGAAUGUUUUUCAUGGGUUUUCACACAAUGAAUGUGUUGACAGUUGUUCUGUGAUGCAAUUCAGUGUUCCCAUUCAUGUACUUUGUGCCUCACGACAGGAAGCUGCAGAAGCUCCAUUUCUUUCUGCAGGUGCUAAUCCCAUCAUUUCUUGAAUUGGUUUUAUUCAUUUGUAUGCUAAUUUAAUGGUGUUUCAGAAAAGAAUAUUAAAUGCUGGAUUUAUGGGAUAUUUUUUUCCUUAUUUUGUAUUGCUGACCAAGUAAAGCAAGUAAAUAAUCACUGCCAAAAAAAAACAACCAUUAAUUAAGUUCUGCCUUGAUAACUGGAAACUUGCCCCAUUUUUUGUUGUAUUUACUCAAGUGCCUGAUCCUGGUACCUCAGCACCAAUACACUGUGCAUUGGGCAUUAUUUGGUUUGCUAUCUAUAUGUUCUUCUACAAUCAAAAAUAAUCCUUUAAUAGUGAGUGUAAAGUAGAACAGUGUCAUUUUAAGUCAAGUGAUAAAUUUGGUGUAUUUAAAGAUUUCUCAGAUUGAUCUUAGGUCAAAUAUGUACUCACCUGAUCAGAAGAUUUCAUGAGAUGACAUUCAAAAUGGAUUUUGUCACCUGUGUGUUAGUUUAAAAGGGCUUGCAGGUUACAUUUCCUGUAGAGUAAUGUAUAUUUCUGUCCACAUGUAUCAGUUUUUCAUUGUGACAAGCCUUUUCAGCUGUAGUGUGUAUAUCAUAGCAAAAUAAGAAAAUAAAAAUGCUGUUAGAAGGA
Cyprinus carpio (common carp) is the source of this 2746-nucleotide messenger RNA. RefSeq names its product leucine-rich repeat-containing protein 3-like. The record is from RefSeq and is a predicted model, not a curated record. Lineage: Eukaryota; Metazoa; Chordata; Actinopteri; Cypriniformes; Cyprinidae. The transcript has 2 exons. Gene Ontology annotation, molecular function: protein binding. Bases 648 to 1448 code for a protein of 266 amino acids.